This is a messenger RNA of Hymenoscyphus albidus, 1167 nucleotides long. Lineage: Eukaryota; Fungi; Ascomycota; Leotiomycetes; Helotiales; Helotiaceae. The record is from the annotation of a GenBank genome assembly.
AUGAUGGCCGACCUCCCUCGACGAAAACCGAUACCCAUGCCACUAGGCUACCAAGCCUCACCUCUACAACAUCCCAACAUGUCCGGACACAGUCGCACUCGAACCACCUCGUCCAGCGUGUUUCCUCAGAUUCCACACCCUCAGCAUCCUCAACACCAGCAACUCUACCCCAACCACAUGCAGGUGCACGCCUCCUACCAUUCACGACGGACGCCUUCGACCAACACCUUUUCCACCACCGCCAGCAGCGGCAAUGGCCCGGUGCCCAAUCGCCAGGCAUCUCAGGACCUGCAACGAUCCGGUUCCUCGAGAUCGGGUUCUUCUCCCCAAACCAGCAGCUAUGUGGCGCUGAUGCGAAAACAAAAGGCGACCGUCUGGUGCGAUCGUGCUCAACAGGAGAAUCCACAGGUACUGGCGGCCCAACGUCAUGCCAAGAUGAAGGCCUCCAAGGAAGUGAGUGGGGGAGCACAACCACAAAGAUUAUCCUCAGCGAGCGGAUCUGGGAGCCUGGCUGGCAGCAAUCGGGUCACGGCAAAGAUUCGACAUCAUGGAAAGGCGGGUUUGGUUGGAUAUAGUCCAGGUGAUCUGGUUGGUGGUGUAGGAGGAGUGCCCAUGCGUCUCAGUGCGAGUGAGGUCGAAGGAGGGGACAGCGAUGACGAUGGAGAUUCCACAAACCUUGGUGGCAAGUAUCACCAACGAUCCGGCAGUGGAAGAAGUAGUGUGGGCAGUGGACGGAGUGGCCGUAGAGGCCUUACAUAUCGUCAAUCUGGCGCCAGUUCAACCGGCAAAUGGAGUCAGGGAAAUACACCACCAAGCGAACGAGAAAGACAGGAUUCCAACGGGACCCUGACUGAUGUUACCGAAACUCCCAUGCCGGGCCCACAUCAACAACGUGGCCACGAUUAUUUUGGAGGAAGCAAUGGUGGUGAUGGUACAAGAAGUGUGGGAAGUGGUAGUAGUGGCGAGCGAAAUGAUAGCGUGGCUGAAUUGAGUGGUCCAGAUGCCGCACGACUGGCCAGCAAUAGUCUCCUCAAGUCCACCGUCACACGAGAAAAGAGUGUCCGAAAUCCGGAAGAGUUGAGAAGACGCGGAAGUGUGGAUGAACGAACGAUGACGUUGAGCGCUGGUCGAUUGUACAUUGCAAAUCCAGAUGCCGAUAGUGAUUGA